AGUCAUUCCCAAGAUUCCACUUCUUUGACCCAAAGCAAAAGUGAACUCUCCAUCACAAUUUGGUAACUCAAUUUCAUUUUCAAAUGACAGAGACAAAAGCAAGUACAUACAUGUAUAUAAAUUUCCAAACACAAGAUGUAAAUUCAGGUCUAAUCAAUUAGGCGUUUGAGUAAAGAUAAGUGCAUUUUUGGUUCCAAAAUUUCACAACAAAAGCAGAGCAGCAGAAUCCACAGGUGAAAUCUCUCUAUUGGUAGACAAUUACGUCAGAUUCACGAAGGGAAAAGGAUGUCUGUUGAGAAGUAAUAAGGUUACAUACAUACCUUUAAAGCCAUUGCGGCGCCUAGGGUUUGGCCACCUAACGGAGAAAGAGAAUAAUCAUCAUUUGUGAGAGAGAUUGAGGAUGACGACGCCGAAACAGAGCUGGGAAGCGCAACAAUCGCAGCAAAUGCAGAGAGUGAAGAACUCGGGGGUGAUGAUAAGCAGCAAUGUGAAUGCGAUUGGGAGUCCGGUGAAGGAAGAUCAAGAGGAGGAGAUCUCGCGAUCGGCGUUGGCUGUGUUUAGGGCUAAGGAAGAGGAAAUCGAGAGGAAGAAGAUGGAAAUGAGGGAGAAGGUGGAAGCUCGGCUUGGAAGAGCUGAAGAAGCUACGAAGCGAUUGGCGGAGAUUCGUGAAGAACUUGAAGGAAUGACGGAUCCGAUGAGGAAGGAAGUUUCGUUCAUAAGGAAGAAGAUUGAUUUGGUGAACAAAGAGUUGAAGCCAUUGGGACUCACUUGCCAAAAGAAGGAGAGAGAAUACAAGGAAGUCCUAGAUUUAUUUAACGAGAAGAACAAAGAGAAAUCCCAAUUGGUAGCCAAACUAAUGGAGUUGGUGAAUGAGAGCGAAAAAUUGAGGAUGAAGAAACUGGAAGAGCUGAGCAAGAACAUUGACAUCCUUCAUUAAGAAAAAUGUUCUAAGUUCUAACUCAAAUUAAUCACCAACUUUGUUUGUAUUUCCACAUAUUGUUUCUCCUUGAUUCUCAUUACAUUUUUUUUCUUAAAUUUCCCAUGAGAAAGAAAAGAGAGGAAGGAGGAAAAAAAAAGGAAAUUUAACUUUGCUUGUAUUAAUAAGUUUCACAACCAUAUGAGUGUAGUGUGAUCCAUGUUUGACAAUGAUUUUCUCAUUUCAUGUUGCAAUUUCUUUUCUUUACUCAAAA
Molecule: messenger RNA, 1190 nt
Organism: Benincasa hispida (wax gourd)
Lineage: Eukaryota; Viridiplantae; Streptophyta; Magnoliopsida; Cucurbitales; Cucurbitaceae
Product: RAB6-interacting golgin (DUF662)
Source: RefSeq, a predicted model, not a curated record